Molecule: messenger RNA, 413 nt
Organism: Aspergillus thermomutatus
Lineage: Eukaryota; Fungi; Ascomycota; Eurotiomycetes; Eurotiales; Aspergillaceae
Exons: 1
Source: RefSeq, a predicted model, not a curated record
AUGAGCUCAUGCUACAUUACAAUCUCUGUAUCCUUAUCGUCGCUGACGCGGUCGAAACGGCCAGACGGACGGAUCUCCUCGACCGAAUGGGCGUGAUCAGAUCCGAGGCUGAGGGGGGAUUGAUGAACUGCCUCCGCUUUGGACUAGAUAACCGGUUUGCAAUCCCGCAGCGAGGAGACUCUGCUUCUAGAUCGGUUCCUCUCGUGGCUAUCGAUCCAUAUCCCCAUCAUGUCGUUGCCGGAAUGCAACUGCUAUGGAAGGGGAUCGAGCGGGACUACCAGGCUGGAGAAAUCGCGCGGGAUACAUGCAAGGAGCUCCAGUCUGUUCUUCUGCAGACGUUGGAACUGCUUCCACAGACAUCCAAAUCUGUUCAGAAGGCAACAGAGGAGGCAAGAGAUUCACUCAUACUUUAG